AUGUCGAGUGAGUCCAGAGGCAUGACGGCGAUUCGAGACAACCUCUGCGACUUGGGACGUAUGGAAAUCCCGAGGCCCAAGUGCACAGGCAUGCAGUUCGUUGCCACCCGCGGUCGCCAAGGCUUCUACCGAGUAUGUUUCAAAGUUGUUUUUUUGAAAUUGUCUCCAAGAUGCUCACUGGAAAUUCCAGGGCAGCAAAACACGUACACCAAAAAGCAUGAUUUUAAAAACAACCUCGGCGCUGAGGUGCAGUGCCUCUGAAAAUUUCGUACAGACCAUAAAAAAUCUCAACUGCAUUAUUAUUUCAACAUCUGGCAUUGAGGACACGGGACCAAAAUUAUAACGGUUUUGACAUCAAUAAAUUAAAAAGCACUCGUCGCGCGAGCUAAUUGAGCUGAAUGUCCAUCGGAAAUGGUCUCCCGCAAGAAAAAUUGAAAAAAGGUCGCAGAUUUAUAGAUUGGUUAUAAGAUGCCAAAAGGGUUCGGACCAGACAUUUUAUUCUCUUCGAGUUGAUUUAAAAGUUUAUAUUCAGAACAGUUUGCAUUUGUAACGAAAUUUCAUGUAUCGAAUGCAGAAACCGCAUGAAUUUUUGACUUCUUGAGCAAUCAACUUUCAGACGAUUCGCGAGAACGGCGCAAAAUACGGUUUGCAAAUCAAGCCCCAAGGACCUCGGCGGCCACAGCUCAGUUCGGAUUUGUUUCAUCGGUUGUGUCACGCGAACUUGCCUCAAAAACGCAUUCAUUUGAAGGCCAUUGACUGUGAUGGAAGAAAACCGCGAAGAAUUGGACGCCCCCGAGCAGACUUCUCAACCUUCCUACAAACAGGAUUCGCAUGUUAAUUACAACAAUAAUAACAUCGUGGUCAGUUGGAAAAAGAUUGGAAAUCAAGAUUAGAAAAAACUGCUUUCGAUGAUUCAACGAUAUUUUCUAAUUCCGGUUUUGUCUUGUUUUGAAUAUAGUCAAGAUUUUUGAAUCAAAAAAAAACUUCUGAAAAAAACUAUUUAUCUUGUUCAAGUCGCUCAAAGAAAAAUUCGAAUAGAUACUUGCGAUCUAAUGAUUAAAAUUUUUUUACAAAAGUCUUUUUGAUUUCAUUCGAACUUUCUCGCAAAUCGGGAUGAGAGAGCUCUUGAAACGGAAUUAUAUUUCGCACUUCGUAGACGUUCUGACCGUAGCGCUUUCCUGAGAGUUCAGUCGACAUUAGGUUGAGUGGCGAGCGCGGCGACUCCACGCUGGUCCAACUAUUUGAUGGUCAUUGAAGAAGAGUGCUUUCAGCCUUUUUUCGACAGGAUAAACCAUCCGUGUCCUAGAUUUCGCCUCUUGAACAUUGAAAAAAAAAAAGAAUUUUUCUUGGUUUGAGAACGAAGGUUAAUAACAAACAGUUUGCGAUCCAAAAAGUUCAUGAAUUUUUCUUAAAUUUUGGUCGGUACCUUCGAUCUUUUGUUUUUGAUUUUCAACAAUUCAAGUUUUUAUAGGUGCAAAAAAACGUCCAGGAAACGGAGCAAGCUUACAAGUAUCAACCAAAUCCUGGAGAUAUGCUGCAGAAACAACGAUACAACAAAUCUUCAUGA
This is a messenger RNA of Caenorhabditis auriculariae, 1567 nucleotides long. Lineage: Eukaryota; Metazoa; Nematoda; Chromadorea; Rhabditida; Rhabditidae. The record is from the annotation of a GenBank genome assembly.